AUGAAUAAAUAAUUACUUAAAUAGAAAAUGAGAAAAAAAUUGUUAUUAUAAAAUUUCCUUUUGUAACUAAAUAAAAUGAAUGUGAAUAAGUAAUAAUAAUAAGAUCUAUAUAAAAUGAAAAUGUAGGUUACUCAAUAUAAGUAAGUUUUAUAGAACAAGACUAUAUAAAAAAUUUAAAUAAUUUGGAUAUAUAAUAAGCCAUAUUUUACAAAGAAACAAUGUAAAAAUAAAAAAGAAUAACAUAUAUAAUAAAUGAAUAAUAAUUUCUAAAUUAAUAAUUAAAUGAGAAAAGUUUAAUCAUAUAAAAUUUUAGUUUUGGAAGUUCUAACUAAAAUUAGUUGCCACAAAUAAUUUAAUAUUAAAAUAAUUAUUUACGUGGCAAAAUGA
Molecule: messenger RNA, 387 nt
Organism: Ichthyophthirius multifiliis
Lineage: Eukaryota; Ciliophora; Oligohymenophorea; Hymenostomatida
Exons: 1
Source: RefSeq, a predicted model, not a curated record